CUGUCCAGACGUUAUUUUGGAUGCCGCGUUUAAAGAAAACCCAAGAAGCGACCCAGAUGGCUGUCCAGCGAAAGAAACUUGUGGUUGUCGGGGAUGGUGCGUGUGGGAAAACGUGUCUACUGUUCGUUUUCAGCAAGGACGAGUUUCCCGAGGUCUACGUCCCGACUGUGUUUGAAACCUACGUGGCCGACAUAGAGGUUGACAACCAGCAGGUCCAGCUGGCUCUGUGGGACACGGCCGGACAGGAGGACUACGACCGACUGCGCCCACUCUCCUACCCGGACACUGAUGUCAUCCUCAUGUGCUACUCCGUGGACAGCCCGGACUCGUUGGGGAACAUCUCCGAAAAGUGGGUCCCCGAGGUCAAGCACUUUUGUCCGAACGUGCCAAUCAUUUUGGUGGCCAACAAGAAAGAUCUGCGCAACGACGAGAACACGAAGAACGAACUCUCCCGAAUGAAACUAGAGCCCGUCAAGGCGGAGGACGGUCGUGCGAUGGCCAUGCGCAUCGGCGCGUACGACUACUUGGAGUGCUCCGCCAGGACCAAAGAGGGCAUCUGGGAGGUGUUCGAGACCGCAACACGGGCUACCCUCCAGAAACGCUCCACACCGGGGGAUUGUUUCAAAUGCUGUGUGAUGCUGUGAGUCAGCUGUGGAUUACAAGGACUGGAGGACCUUUGCAGCAUACAAGACGUUUCCUUCCGCUGGGGGUCUGUGUUUGGACAUGUUGUCAGCCGAACCAAAACAAGUGACUGCAAACACAUUGUUCAGAGCACGCUUGCAUGUGGGUGUUGGUGUGUAAUGCACUGGUUUGAGCAUCUUCGUCCUGGGUCACAUGAUCCUCAUCUGUUCGAAAAGCAACAAACCAACCAAUUGUUUCAUUAUAUUUGGAGAAGUUUAUCCUCUGCUCACUGAGUUUGGCCUUACCUGAGACUGGCUUGCAAGCCAAGACCUUUACUGAUCUAUUUUUGUGUUUUGUGUUUCAAAGUAUUAUUAUUUUUUUUUUUACAUUAACUGUUUCACCGAAACUCUGCACUCUAAUUUAUGUUUGAACUGUGUUGCAACAUAUCUGUCCAGUUUGUGAAAUUGCACUUCACCGUAAUCAUUAUAAUUCAAAGGAAUUAAUAUGGUAUUCUGUAUAGUGUUUUUAGUUUAGUUUUUAUGUUGGUUUGGGUUUCCCCUCCGCCCCCAACUAAAAUCUGUGUUUUUGAUAUACAGAGUUGCCCAGGGUGACUAUAUGACAGUGUGGGUGAGGCACACAAGCACCAGAAAAAAGCCUUGAACAAGU
Poecilia latipinna (sailfin molly) is the source of this 1287-nucleotide messenger RNA. RefSeq names its product rho-related GTP-binding protein RhoB. Gene Ontology annotation, biological process: small GTPase-mediated signal transduction. Gene Ontology annotation, molecular function: GTPase activity; GTP binding. The record is from RefSeq and is a predicted model, not a curated record. Bases 21 to 644 code for a protein of 207 amino acids. The transcript has a single exon. Lineage: Eukaryota; Metazoa; Chordata; Actinopteri; Cyprinodontiformes; Poeciliidae.